Messenger RNA from Gymnodraco acuticeps, 1494 nucleotides. RefSeq lists its product as uncharacterized. The coding region runs from base 522 to 1442 and encodes 306 amino acids. NCBI's taxonomy places the organism in Eukaryota, Metazoa, Chordata, Actinopteri, Perciformes, Bathydraconidae. The record is from RefSeq and is a predicted model, not a curated record. The transcript has 3 exons.
CGAUUACAUAAGAUGUGUGUCGAGCAGCAACUAACAGCAAGUGGAAACUCCCAAAGCACAUCCUCCUGUGUGCCACACUUCGGCACCUCUAUCGAAGCAAACAGGACACUCGGAGACAUAUGACUUCAGUAUGGAACUUGAGACAGCCAUGGCGAAGGCUUUUGAUGAGAUGUCCACCAACCUGACUCCUCAAAUCAUCACUGGCGAGGGAAACACUGUUUUUCACAGCGAGUGGAACAACCUGAACAGAAUCACCACCAACGUUCAUGGUUCAAAUGUGGUAAACAGCGCCGGGGGAAUCAUGAUUCAAGAAGUGAAGGAGAGCCAUGUGAGCACCAAGAAAAGGACCCUUCCUCUCUAUGACAGGUCAUCCAAGAUGAGAAGCCUUAAGAUCACGCCUCCCGAGACGCUGCCAGAGCUGGCAUUCAAAAGAGUUGGCAUUCAAAAGAGUUGGCCCCAAAUUCCCCAAGAAUGCCAACUUUACCCCUCCUGCUGAGAACCAAGUGUCAUAUAAUGCCUCAAUGUUGCAGUACAACACCCACCUCCUCAGCAGAUGGUUGAGGAGCCAGGGCAAGCAGCAAGUGCCUGGAUUUGGUGGUUUUAUUUCAAGCACGGGGAAAGUGCCUCCUAGGAAAUCUACCAUCGACUUUUACACCCCCAUCAACCAGCCCAUUACAGACAACGCAGUAGUGUAUGAGCUACUCAAGAGAUCCGAGGCAGCAACUGAGGAGGUUGGACAGCCAUACACCAACACGUUUGACCUGGGAGUCGCCAUGAAAGCCUGUCCUAUAGUAUGGAAGUACGAGGAGGUAUUCAGUAAGCAUGUGAACCUCAUUGGCAAGUUCCACACAGCCAUGAAUUACAUGGGCAGACUCACUGGGCGCAAGUGUCUUGGAGCUGGCUACGCCGAGAUCCUCAUAGAAGCUGGCCUCGCAAACAGUGGUUGCCUGAAAAAUAUCCUGAGCGGGAAGUCAUAUGCCAAGGCUCUCUUCAGUCUGAAGGCGGUCACAGAGGCACUCGAACGGUUGCUGUUCAAUGUUUUUCUAGAGGAGGAGAAACCAGACAUCCCAUAUGAGAUCCUCUUCAACCUCAUCCACUCUUGCACUUCUGAGAGCCUCAACUCCACUCUGAAGGAUCCCACACUGCUCAAGCUGAUUGGUGACUACCUCCAAUACCAAGACAAGGUACGCAGGGGCCACCUGGGCAAAACGGGCAUGUUCUGGCUCUCCAUGAUGGAUCAUGCAAGGCUGGUCUUUAUGAUGGAUUUUGCUGUGAAAACCAACAAUUUCGAGCUGUUCCAUCACUGCAACGGCGCCAUGGCAGAUCUCUUCUUUGCGUAUGAUGGCCACAACUACGCCAGGUACCUUACCUGGUUUGAGGCCUUUCUCACAUCGACCUCUCCCAUCCUGGUGCUCUUGAUUACAUCAAGCUUGGAGCUAUAGCUGUUGCACGAUCAUUGAUCCCAGGGGCUCUCGCAGCAGUGGACAAGACCAU